Molecule: messenger RNA, 936 nt
Organism: Alosa alosa (allis shad)
Lineage: Eukaryota; Metazoa; Chordata; Actinopteri; Clupeiformes; Clupeidae
Product: thiosulfate:glutathione sulfurtransferase
Exons: 4
Coding region: 261-752 (163 amino acids)
Cellular component (GO): mitochondrion
Molecular function (GO): thiosulfate-cyanide sulfurtransferase activity
Source: RefSeq, a predicted model, not a curated record
UCAGAAAUCUAUAUUUUAGUUUUAAUCUGUCAGCACAGACUGACUUUGUUCUGUGUUUUUCCAAUACACAUCAUGAGAUAAUGUUUUGUUUGGGUAUUUUUUAAUACUAGGAACUGUAGGUUAUGUAGUACAUCGUAGUGGACAGCAGGGGCACCAAUGGGUUACGUUUCUAAAUGUUAUCGUGAGAUUUCGCCAGUCACCAAAUUCAACCCUUGAACCCUGAUCGUGAGCGUUUGGAAAGGAUUAAACGACUAAAGAGUAUGUUAUCUUAUCUUUUUGUAAGGCGUUUAUGCCUAUCUGCUAUUGGAGAGACCGCAUGCCGCAGCGGAAGUAGGGCAAUCACAAUUCAAUGUUGCAAUCUAAGGACUUCAGCAGCUGUCAACUAUAAUAACAACGAUGCCUCACCUGAUCCGGAUUCGGUGGUGUCUUAUGAGAAGAUUCAAUCCAUGCUGUCAAGCAAGGAUAUCCAGCUGUUUGAUGUGCGCAAUCCUGAUGAAUUCCAAGCCGGACGCAUCCCUGGCUCUAUUAACAUUCCAUUGGAUAGCCUGGAGCAAUCACUGAAGCUAUCUCCACAACACUUUGAGCUUCUAUUUGAAGCAAAAGCCCCUGGGAAGGAGGAUGACAACAUCGUUUUCCACUGCCAAAGGGGUCGCAGAAGUGCAUCUGCACUGGAGAUCGCCAAGAGACUUGGCUACAUGAGGGCUCGGCACUAUGCGGGAGGAUACAGUGAGUGGGCAGAACGAGACAAGUAAAAGGUCGAGAUGGUUUGGCUUGUUUUGCCAACCAUUAAAGAGGAAAAAUGGAAGCCCUGCAGUUACUGUAACUGAAUGUCAAACCGAAGGUCAUUAUAUACUUCUGUGGGGAAAUUAUUGACUACACCCAUAGACUUAUUUUCAGUUCAGUGUGGCUGGUUUAAAAUAAAGCAAUAUCUCUGUA